AUGGGUUUUCCAAAAAACCGAAAACCCGCCGUUGCCUUUGAAAAUGGUGUGCUUUUCGAUACUAAAAAAAAGAAUCAAGAGACGCUGAGCGAACAUGCCAAGUCUAAGGCACACGCAAAUGUCAUCAGUAAAUUACAACAAGACGCAGCGAAAAAACAACGUACAAGCUUUUUACAAGGUGAGGAGGCCGAAGAAACUAAAGAUAACAACUAUUUAGAAGUUACGGCACGUAUUAUAAGAACUGUUUUUGUUAUUAACAAACUUAGUUUACCUUUUUCGGAUCACGCUGCUCUGAUUUCGUUACAACAAUUAAAUGGUCUUAGCAUGGGAUGGCAUCAUUUUGAUCGCACUGCAUGCACUAAAAUAACAGCUGAUAUAAGUGCAUAUAUGCAUGACACGUUGAUUAAUAGUUUAAUUCAAAAUGAAAUGCCAAUAUCCAUUAUCAUUGACGAUUCCACCGAUGCUGGAAACGUACACUUUAAAAUAGUAUACUUCCAAACCAUUGAAUCAGACAGACCAGUUAUUUAUUUCUAUAAAUUAAUAGAACUAAGUGCCGGAACUGGAAUUGGUGGUUUCCAAGCCAUAACGAGCGCUUGGGAAUCGGAAAAGAGAACCGAUUUUAUAUCAUACAUGAACAAAAAUUUAAUUGGAUUUUCGUCCGAUGGUGAUUCAACCAAUACAGGAAAGCAUACUGGAAUAUUAAAAUAUCUAAAAGAUUGGUCUUCCAAACCAAUCUUUAGUGUACACUGCAUGUCACAUAGAUUGGAACUUGUAAUCAAGCAUGCUUUUGAAAAACUCAUCGACGAAGAAACCAAUCACAGAAUUGUAUCUGAGUAUUUGGACAAAACAAUCAACCAGAUUCAUAAAUUUUAUAAUGCGCAAGGUUACAAAAGAUUGACUCAUUUGAAACAGACAUGCAAAGCAAAUAAAGAAAAAUUUUAUUCGCUGAGUAAGAUAAUUGAAAUUCGUUGGAUUGCGUCCGACUACAGGGCGAUGAAAUCAUUAAAUUUUAUGUGGGAUAUGAUUGUAAAAGAUUUAGAAGAUGGUCGAUAUCUAAAAGCAUUUUUAAAGGAAGCGCGGUGCGAAAACGCAGACACAAAUGAUAUUGACCGAUGUUUUACAGUGUCAAAAUAUCUACAAAGUGAUAAAAUAACGUAUAAGAAUUUUGUUUUAAAUGAUGACAAAGAUGAAAUCCCAGAA
This is a messenger RNA of Contarinia nasturtii (swede midge), 1200 nucleotides long. RefSeq names its product E3 SUMO-protein ligase KIAA1586-like. The record is from RefSeq and is a predicted model, not a curated record. Lineage: Eukaryota; Metazoa; Arthropoda; Insecta; Diptera; Cecidomyiidae. The annotation marks the transcript as partial. The transcript has 2 exons.